This is a messenger RNA of Paramecium sonneborni, 1029 nucleotides long. The record is from the annotation of a GenBank genome assembly. Lineage: Eukaryota; Ciliophora; Oligohymenophorea; Peniculida; Parameciidae.
AUGGAAAAUAAUAAUUUUAGAAAGCCUUAUUAUUCAGUUCACAAUAUCCCAUAUACUUCAGAUUAAAAAAGAAGAGCGAAAAUAAUAAUUAAAAAGAAUAAUAUUAAACUAAAGAAUAUCAAUGUACCUAAAUUAGAAAGAAGUCUUAGUGCGCCUCAUAAUAUGAAAUUUUUUGGGAAGUUAUUUAAACCUCUCUAAAUUUUUAGAAGUUAAUAAUAAUAACAUAGUAUUAAAGAAUCUUUAUCUCCUACUAGAUAAUCAAAAAUAAGAACUGGGAGAAAUACACUGAAAUUUUCUGAAUAUAAUUCUAAUGAACCAAGUUAAUAAGUAAUUAUUAAUAACCAAAAAGAGAAAGAUUAAGUAAAAGAGAUAUAGAAAAGAAAAAGUUGUGAUUGUUCUGAAUGUGGUAAGUAAUCUUUAUUUUAGAAGGACACAAUGAAUUAUGGAGUUUAUAUUAAUUAAUUAAUGAGAGAGUAGGAGUCUGCUAUUAAUAAAUUUAAAAGAUCAAUACGAAAACAGUAAAGUUUGUUAUUCCCUUCAUAUCUUAAUUCUCCAAAAAAUAGUACAAACAAUGAAAAUAUAGUUGAAGAAAGCUAAAUUCAUAAAGAAGAUAUUAUGAUAAAAUCAAUUACUCACAGACUAACUUUAAGUAGCAUUUUUUUUGAAGAAUAAAUAUCUGUGAAUAAAUUAUCUCCUAUAAAUUCAUAAAGAAGAAUUAAAUAUUGCUAUUUUGAAUCUUUUUUGAUCAAAUAGUAAAAGAUUAUGAAUUAAGAAAAAUAAUAGUUCUCUAGAUAAACAGGAUAAUUUGAAUCCUUAUAUAAAAAGAGUCAUUUUUCUAAUAAAAAUACUGAAAUGCAUACUCCAAAAGUACUUACUCCUAGAUCUCUAACUUCAUCUAUUAUUACUGGGUUUCCGUCUUAAUCUCCUGUGAAAAAGAAGAAUCUAAGUAAUGUUUAUUUGUAGCCUCAAAAAUCAAAGUUCUUUAUAAACUAAAAGAGAAAUACAACUCUUCCUGAAGUCCAUUAAUGA